AUGGUUGAUGAUCAGCCUAAGAAGCUUCACAUAGCCAUGUUCCCAUUUCUGGCCUUCGGUCACAUAAUCCCGUUCUUAGAGCUCAACAAGCACAUAGCUCGAAAGGGUCAUUAUAUUUCAUUCAUUUCUACUCCUAGAAACAUUGAACGCCUCCCAAAGAUCCCUCUAGAUCUAGCAGCUUUCAUAACUUUUGUGAAGUUGCCCUUGCCCCAUGUAGAGAACCUCCUAGAAAACGCAGAGGCCACCAUGGAUGUACCACGCCACAUAGUUCCAUACUAUAAGAUCGCUUUCGACAGUCUCCAGGAACCUUUGUCUCGUUUCUUGGAAAGCGCCACUUCGGAUUGGAUUGUAUAUGACUUUGCCCCCCAUUGGUUACCACCAAUUGCUAUUAAGUUAUGCAUCUCACAGGCGUUCUUCAGUGUUUUCAGUGCAUCGUGUCUAGGUUUCUUUGGACCACCCGCAGAGUCGAGUGUGCUGGAAGAUGCUAUAUAUCCAAAGGGCACGAGGAUGGAGCAUGAGUGUUUAACCGUACCUCCUAGAUGGAUUACCUUUCCAACAAAAGUAGUGUUUCCGCUCUUUGUGGCAAAGGAAGUAAUGCUUAGCUUCUAUGAAGAAAAUACUUCUGGUAUUUUCGACUGGUUUCGUUUCAGUAAAAUGGCGUUAGGCACUGAAGUCAUGGCUGUUAAAGCUUGCAUGGAAUUCGAAGGGCUAGAGCAAUCGGGUUUGCCCUUCUUUCUUGUUCUAAGAAAGCAAAACCUCCCAGAAGGUGGAGAAGACUCGGAUGAUCAGAUACCUAAAGGAUUUGAGGAGCGAAUCAAAGGUCGUGGGAUUGUUUGGUGGGGUUGGGCUCCUCAUGUUAACAUAUUAGGUCACAAGUCAGUUGGGGGCUACUUUGCACAUUGUGGUUGGAGUUCAGUGACAGAGGCAUUCCAGUUUGGACAUCCACUUAUUAUGUUGCCCAUGUUUAGGGACCAAGUACUUAAUGGAAAGCUUUUGGAGGAGAUGCAGACAAGAGUGGAGGUACCUAUAAAUGAGCAAGACGUGUGA
Juglans regia (Persian walnut) is the source of this 1047-nucleotide messenger RNA. Its product is annotated as putative UDP-rhamnose:rhamnosyltransferase 1. Lineage: Eukaryota; Viridiplantae; Streptophyta; Magnoliopsida; Fagales; Juglandaceae. The record is from RefSeq and is a predicted model, not a curated record. Gene Ontology annotation, molecular function: UDP-glycosyltransferase activity. Bases 1 to 1047 code for a protein of 348 amino acids. The transcript is spliced from 2 exons.